CACACGGGUGCUAAAAGAAUGACCAGGGCUGAUUUUAAUAAGGAUCUUGCCUCUUGUCUUUCUGCCCUGGAUGGAGUAUCAGGAGUGGUGGCAAGUGAUGGAGGCAGCAGCCAGGACCAUCCAACAUUAACUGAGAGUGUGGCUGACAUUGACCAGGAAUGGUCAGCUGACAGUGGGCAAGUUGCCAUAGCAGUGGAACAACCCAUGCCUGACGGUGCCGUGUCGGGCCAGGAGAGGAAGAGAAUCCUGAUUUGUGGCCACAGCAUGGUGUUCUGGGCGGCCAAUCAAGCCAAGAGAACACAGUUUGGAUCCCAGCUGGGCCUGUGCGCUGUGGCCACGGUGGAUUGGCAGGGCAGGCAUGGUCUCAGAUGGCCCGGCCUGCUGCCUCUCCUGUUUAGGGGACGGAAAGGUCCUCCCCCACACAUUGUGGUCAUUCACCUGGGUGGUAAUGACCUUGGGCUGGUACAGGGCAAGGCCCUGUCGAUGCAGGUAGCUGAGGACCUUGAAUACAUAAGCAGCCGAUGGCCGAGUGUGCUUAUAGUAUGGUCAGAGAUGCUACAACGACGGGUUUGGUGGGAGGCCUUUGACACCAGGAUUGCCAGGAAUCCCAUUCACCUUGGACCUGAACAACCGCAGAAUCUUGACACCCAUGCCAUGGGAGCCAAAGGGAACAAGGAUACCAGUGCUACAGAGAAGAGUGAGAAAAACCUCGAAGACCCCACAAACGAGCAUGAGCCCAGCGUGCGCGUUGGCUGA
Eublepharis macularius is the source of this 756-nucleotide messenger RNA. RefSeq lists its product as uncharacterized. The transcript is spliced from 3 exons. Bases 19 to 756 code for a protein of 245 amino acids. NCBI's taxonomy places the organism in Eukaryota, Metazoa, Chordata, Lepidosauria, Squamata, Eublepharidae. The record is from RefSeq and is a predicted model, not a curated record.